CCCUAUUCUUAAGUCUCAGUCUCUGUCUCUCACUCACGAUCAAUCCAGCAGUCUCUGUCACUCCUCCAAGUUGCCAAACUCAGCCAAAGUGACGAUCGACGACGAAGACAAGCCCCAAGGCCGACGACGAAGCUAGCAGCCGCCUCCCGCCCUUCCCUGCGAAUCUGCGACGAUUCCUACAGACGACGACGAAGCUAGAAGCCGACGACGCUGCCUCGCUCCCUCCACUGCGAAUCUGGUGUGCUGUGGUUUGGAUGCUAUCAGCUUAGGAUUUCUGAGCUUCAAGUUAAAGAUUAGGAAUUGCCAGGUCUUAUAAACUCGAAAACUACAAUGAACUGCAAGCCAGAAGGGAAAUUCAGAUAAAGAAGAAGAAGAGAAGUGGAUUAACGGGUUGGCUGCGCGUCUGUAGAAAUUGAGUAAUGGUGGUGGCAUCGGGAGGCCAUUCCUUCGCCAAGGAAAUGGCCAUACGGAAGCGCAUUGCCAAUAUAUAUAACAAAAGAGAAGAUGAUUUUCCAUCAUUACGGGAAUACAAUGAUUAUUUGGAGGAAGUAGAGAAUAUGAUAUGUGAUUUGGUUGAAGGAAUAGAUGUUCCUGCUAUUGAGGCAAGGAUUGCUGAAUACCAAAAAGAAAAUGCAGAACAAAUCAUGAUUGCUCAAGCUCGUAAGGCUGAGGAGUUAGCAGCAGCCUUAAGUAAGGGACCUGCACGAAAUGAUGGUGAUACGGCAGCAAACCAAAGUUCUCAAGCUGGGCCUAGUACUGUGCCGCAGGGACAUUAUGCUCCAGCAAUUGCUGGGGGAGCUAUUGGCCAACCACGCCCAACACAACCUGUCCCAAUUGGAUCCACUCAUGACAUGUUUGGGCUAGAGGUUGAAGAUGAAGAAAAGCUGAGAGAACGAGCUGAAAGAGCUGCAAGGGCUGGGGGAUGGAGUGUAGAAAUAAGCCGUAAAAGGGCACUUGAAGAAGCUUUUGCAAGCCUUUGGGUCUGAAUUUCAGCCUUAUACUGCCACUUGUCUCAGUGCAACUUUUCAAGCGCGAAGGAUGCAAGUUCUUACUGCAGCAGAGUGUAUGAUUUAUGCCAUAAAUCUAAAUUGGUUAUUGGGUCAGAACUAGGCAGUUGCCAAGUAUUUGCUAGUAUUCAGUGUCUAAUGUCUUAGUAUCUGCAAAAAACCUUCUCCCAUGACUCCAGUUAUGUUAACAUAUACCCAUUAAAGGAUUUUAAAGAUUUAUAACACUCCAUACUGUAUUUGUUUUGCAACUCUGCAUACUGUGUGUCUGUGUGGAUACUCUUAGAGCUAUGUAGUAAUUCAAUGCUUAUAGUGUGGAUCAAGAUUUAUGUAGUAAGGUGAAAACUAAUACAAAUUCAUUUUUAGUA
Messenger RNA from Ipomoea triloba (trilobed morning glory), 1372 nucleotides. Its product is annotated as CDK-activating kinase assembly factor MAT1. Bases 420 to 986 code for a protein of 188 amino acids. The record is from RefSeq and is a predicted model, not a curated record. NCBI's taxonomy places the organism in Eukaryota, Viridiplantae, Streptophyta, Magnoliopsida, Solanales, Convolvulaceae. Gene Ontology annotation, biological process: regulation of transcription by RNA polymerase II; DNA repair; regulation of cyclin-dependent protein serine/threonine kinase activity. Gene Ontology annotation, cellular component: transcription factor TFIIH holo complex. The transcript is spliced from 7 exons.